UUUAUUGUUUUUGUUGACGUUCCAUAAUUUUUCCAGCGACGUAGAAUCUUUACCGAAGUGCAGGAAAAUCGGCAAAUUUUCCGUAUUUUUCCUAUCUGAAGCUAGUUUUGGUGAAGUAAAAUGUUUUGUCUACAUUCCGCGCUCGCGGCAGUGUUGUUGCUUUAACGAAAAAGACGACAUUCCGUGAAACCUGCUCGUUUGAAGAAUCUCAGCAAAACAGUGCGUCGAAGGAUUUUUUUUUUUCUCGCUGUCCCCAUUAUUGGGUCACGGACACUUGGCAGCAGCAGCAGCCAGCGGAACCUAGUGAAGCAGAACCAAAUUCAUUUGCUCAGACCGUAACGAAAGGGUCUUGGGAGUCGCUAUGACCGUUGUCUACCCGCGCAAGAUGCUGUCCCGUUUUCAUCCGUACCACGGCCAGAACAUCAUCCUUUUUGACGAGAACACGGUCGCGUACCGGAAGGCCAGCUUCGGGAAUGCGCUUACGUUUAGCGAGAAGCCGCUGCAGCCGGGCGAGAUUUUCCUGCUCGAGAUCGAGAAGAACGAGCGCGGCUGGAGUGGCCACAUGCGGCUAGGUCUCACCCAGCUCGACAUCAAGCCCGCCUCCUCGCUGCAGUACGCCCUGCCGGAUCUUGCAAAUCUCGGUUCCAGUUGGGUUUACCCGAUCACGCGAUCCGUCGGCAACGCCACACCCCGGCCGAGCAUCCUCGGCGACGGAAUCAACGUGAAGACGUCGCGUGGCGUGUUCCCGCGCAGUUUGCUCCGGCCAAUCUCGCAGGACGGCGUCAGCGCGGACAUUCUGCCAACGGACACCAACUCGCGAAUCGGCAUCAUCUUCGUGCCGGUCGCGAACGAGGUGGACAAGGCGGAGAUGCACUUUAUCAUCAACGGCGAGGACCAGGGACCGUGCACGACGGAAAUUCCGUACACCAAGGGCGCCCUGCACGUGGUCAUCGACGUGUACGGCACGACGAAACAGGUCAAAAUCAUCCAGCUGUACGGGAUCUCAACGCUGCAGAGCGCCUGCCGGGACGCGAUCCUUUCGCGGGUGGACAAAACCGCAGUCCGGCAACUCCCGCUCCCAGAAAGUCUCAAAGAAUACCUGCUCCAGUACGGACCGUAGACGCACCGUCGUUCGCUUGCUGUAAGUGCCACCAGUCCUUCCUUCCUUCUCCACUUUUAUCCCCCCGCAAAGCUUACGUAGAACUUCCAUUCUCCCCUCUCUAAAAAAACAAAGUAGCGGUCAAACCGAAAAAAAGGCUUCUCAUCCCUUAAAUUGUGUAAGGAUUUGCGAUUCUGUUCAACUUCUCAAAAGAUUCGCGCUUCUUCUCCGUCGCGCAAUCCAAAGCAAUUUCGGAGCAGUGCGCUAUAUUUAAACGUAACGUUAUUUACAUAUUUUUGUAAUGUAUUAUAAAUAUAUAUAUUUUUUCGCGUCUAAGUUAAGUAUGUGAUAUACAAAACCCGUGAGUAGUGGAAAUGGAUUUUUUUAUUUCCUUAACUUUUAGACUUUUAAUAAAAUUCAGGCUGCGUCGUUGAAAGCAUAAAUUUAUUCCUUUUCCUCACUCUUUAUCGAUAUCUAUGUAAGAAUUAAGUACACUCCCGCAUACACCCCACUACUAUUAGGAUUGUAAGAAUGAAUACAUGUAGCGUAAUAAAUGGA
This is a messenger RNA of Culex pipiens pallens (northern house mosquito), 1657 nucleotides long. Its product is annotated as neuralized-like protein 2. NCBI's taxonomy places the organism in Eukaryota, Metazoa, Arthropoda, Insecta, Diptera, Culicidae. Gene Ontology annotation, biological process: intracellular signal transduction. Bases 362 to 1120 code for a protein of 252 amino acids. Gene Ontology annotation, molecular function: ubiquitin protein ligase activity. The record is from RefSeq and is a predicted model, not a curated record. The transcript is spliced from 2 exons.